Physcomitrium patens is the source of this 3055-nucleotide messenger RNA. Its product is annotated as stearoyl-[acyl-carrier-protein] 9-desaturase 2, chloroplastic. Gene Ontology annotation, molecular function: stearoyl-[ACP] desaturase activity. The record is from RefSeq and is a predicted model, not a curated record. Gene Ontology annotation, biological process: fatty acid metabolic process. NCBI's taxonomy places the organism in Eukaryota, Viridiplantae, Streptophyta, Bryopsida, Funariales, Funariaceae.
AGUGCCUGGACUCCCGCCUCCUAGGGCUCCGGGUUUUAAGCAGCCCCAGCUCGACGCAUUUCCCUCACCAACGCCAUCAUUGGGUUGCAAAGCCCGGGACUGUUCCAUUGCCUACAAACUCAGGCCAAUCACCAUCACUCACCUCGUUCUCUCUCUCGGGGAUUGGUCUGCACCCGCAUUACUGCCGUGGCAUUGAAGACAAACACCAGCUUCUCAGUAGUCUUUGAGCUUCUUCCUCGAGUGGUGGUUGAGGGGCGUUUACAGUCGGUUGUUGCUGGUUUCAGAUUACCCGGGUUGCAGCUACGUCGCUUUUCGUUUCUCUUGAGUUGUGUCGCUGCAUUUAAAGCUCAGUGUGGGGUCGGUAGUACGUGACGAGACUGGCAUUGCAGGUUGGAUUGGGGUAGACUGGGAGUGUCGGGAUAUGUGUGGGCGUUACGGAGAAGAGUAGCGGUGUGUGCGGGUGACUUGUGUAGAAAAUAUGUCGGGCGGCUUCUGAGAAUGAGUAGUUGAAACUGUUGCUUCUGGAGCCGUAUUCUCGUGAAACGGUCGUGACAUCUGCAUUGCUUAGUAUGGUAACUCCUUGCCUCUGGGAGGUUUAGUUGGUGUCUAGUCAUGAGAAAUGGCGCUAGCUUUCAAUACAUCAUUGUAAGAAGGGUGCGAGAUUGAGAGAACAUUUGGGUCACACUCACGGAUUCCAAAUUGGUCGGUGAAUGAAUUCUCUGAUGAAGAGUGAAGGGAAACAACCACGCGGUGCUUCUCACGUGUGUGAAUCGUUUUGGCUCACUGAAGAAGUGUAGUUUUCGUCGUCUAUCAUGAAUCGUUAGUAGCCUUAUAAAGUCGUUGGAAGCGUUUUUCCCUCUUUGCCCCUCUUCAUCUUCUGAACCCCGCUCCAGGUCCUUACUUGGGGGUAAGGCUGGUUUAGGUCUUUACAAAUUCUAUCUGUUCAUUGAUCUUUCUCCCUCAGUUGAUUAGCAACUCACUCGAUCAGCCAUGGUGAUGAAGGGGCCUCUGGAAGCGCAAAUGCGGGUCAAUGCACUGUCGACACCUUCCUUCUCUGGUAGGCCAAGACUUGAAGAAGGCAAGCCACCAUACUUGACCUCAAGCGUGCGGGGGUGGAAGCCGGUGAAAGUUGCCAUGACUACCUCUAUUCCCAGAGAGAUGCAGGUAGGUCAAGUGGACACCUCUCUGGGGAAGGUAUUGGCGCCAUAUCAGCUGAGGAAACGACGACCCGAUCACAUUCCGUUGGAGAAGCUGGAGGUGAUCGCCGCACUAGACUCCUGGGCACAAGAGAAUCUUCUCCCGCUCUUGAAACCCGUCGCCAAGUCAUGGCAACCGCAAGACUUUCUCCCAAAUAGCUCCUCGGAUAAUUUCUUCGAAGACGUGCGAGCGCUUCGGGAGCGGGCGAGGGAGCUCCCUGAUGAUUACUUGGUCUGCCUGGUAGGCGAUAUGAUCACGGAAGAAGCCCUCCCGACCUACCAGACAAUGUUCAACACGUUCGAAGGCGUGCGGGACAAGACUGGGUGUAGCCCAACGCCAUGGGGCGUGUGGAUACGCGCCUGGACCGCGGAGGAGAAUCGCCACGGCGACCUGCUCAAUCGCUACCUCUACCUCUGCGGCCGAGUGGACAUGCGCAUGGUGGAGAGAACCACUCAGUACCUGAUCGGCUCCGGCAUGGAGCCCCAGAUUGACCAAAACCCCUACAACGGGUUUAUUUACACGUCCUUUCAGGAGCGCGCGACUUUCAUUUCCCACGGUAACACUGCUCGCCACGCCAAGCAGUUCGGCGAGCACAAGCUGGCUACGAUCUGCGGCAUCAUCGCCUCAGACGAGAAGCGGCACGAAAUCGCCUACAGCCGCAUUAUGAGCAAAGUCUUCGAGCUUGACCCCAAUGGCGCCAUGCUGUCCUUCCAGGAGAUGAUGAAGAAGAAAAUCACCAUGCCGGCGCACCUCAUGCACGACGGAGAGAACCCCAGGCUCUUUGAUGACUACGCAUCAGUCGCCCAGCGCUGUGGUGUCUACACAGCCCACGACUACGCAUCCAUUAUGAGCCAUCUGAUCAAGGUCUGGAACAUCGAAUCCUUGACGGGCCUGUCUAGCGAAGCGCAGCAAGCACAAGAGUUUGUCUGCCGGCUGCCGGUGAGGAUCCUUAGGCUGGCGGAGCGAUCUCACAACCGGACGAAGGGGGAGACUCCUCGCCGGAAGGCCUUCAGCUGGAUCCACAACAAAGAGGUCGAAUUACUUUGACGGGUAUCUAUUUGAAGCUUGGUUAAUGAAGGUUUUGUACAUAAAAAUCUGGUGGUUUGGUUACAUUAAGAUUGAUGUCAUGAACGCUGGUUUUUCAUGAUCAUCUGGAGGAGAGGGUUUAUUGGGUAUUAGUCACGAAGUAAAUAGCGAAGCUUAACUCUUAUUUUUUUUCUUCUGUUGGGGUGAGGUCUGGAGUCGGCAGAGUUGCUUUCGAUUCAUCGGCCAACGCUCGUACCGAUUGAAACGACAACUCAUGUAUAUUGUAGCUUUUGAUUCAUCAGGGACCAAUCGACUUCUAUUGCACGGCGUCGCCCGCACAUGUACGAUUGUGUCAAUUGAGUCGUUUCCUCGGAGCGGCACGUUUCGGUUAGUGAAUGUGGAAGCACGGGGACAAGCUCUCUUUUGGUGUUCAAAGCGUUGAACAUGCCAAACCCUGAACCAAAUGAAAUACUGAACACCACCAACCUUUUUGGAAUUCUAUUCCCUGUUCCUCUGGUUACUGGUCACUGAAUAUCUGACUUCUCCGGCUCUAGUAUUGCGAUUAAAAUAGAAGACCAACACUUUUGUGGACCUAGGAAAUUAAAUAGCUGGAGAGGUACUCUAAAUCUGUGUAAGAAUUUGGUGUAGUUCUUCACAGUAAGCACAGGGCCUUAACUUAUAGCAGCAUAGUACACUCGCGGAGUGACAACUACAGCUAAUGCAGCAGUCAACAUAGGUUUCACAACAGCUGUCCGUAUUGUCUGCACUCUUACAAUACAAGGAUGUCUAAUAAAUUCCCCAACCACACAUUGUUAAGUGUGACAGCUUUACU